UACGACCUGUUGAGAUCAAGAGAGAUUUGAGACUAAAGGGCACAUUGCGGUGUAAACAUAGGGCCGAGCGAAAUCUUCGCUAAAAUUUUUGUGAUAAUUAUUAACAAAACGUCAUUGUUUGUUUGAAACACUGCGGUUACUGCAAGUUCAACGUUAAACAGCUAAGAUGCGAAUAUUAACAGCAGUAUUGCUAAUAUCAAUAGUCUCAUUAUCAGCAGCUGAUGAUGGGGAAUCGAUAAAAGCUGCUGGUAAUACCAUCCAAAAACUAUUAAACGAAAGAAUCGGAAAAAAAAUCGUUGAGGCAGCAAAGGAAGUGAAAGGAAUUUUGUCAAAAUCUCUAGGUACUCAUGUCAAGAGUGCAACGGCAAAACUCAUUCUCGACAGUGCUGUCGACAAGCUUGAAAACCAAGUUUCAGGGACCCAAAAUGAUGGAGUUGCAACGGUAGGCACUGAUCAGACGUCGGACGAUUGCGUCAAGGACUGCAAACUCAAAAAGCUGGCUAAACAAGGUUCAGCAUCAAAGCCUCAUAUCCAUCACGUGAAGUCAAUGCAUAAAGGUGCACCAAGCCACAAUACACCCCAUAACAAGGGUCCUAGAAAUAGGAAAAAUAUGCCGGGACAAGAUUUGCCACAGACACCACCACAGGGUAUCAACCAACAACCUCAAGCACCACAGAACCCCUCGAUGCCCCCAACAAUGCCCCAGCAACCACCAAGCCAGCCUGCCUGCCAACCGCCAUGUCCAGUUGCAUGUGCCCCAGCAUGCACACAAGACUGCUGUCGACCAAUGCUCAGUCUGAUGCAACUCCCAGCACCGCCGCCACCGCCACCUCCAUACUACGCACCAAUGGCGAUGUGCGCUCCUCCAUGCACCCAGCCUAGUUGUGCACCUGCAUGCCCCGCAGCAUGUUGCUCAGCACCACCACCACCACCACCUCCUCCACCACCGCCACCAGCUUGCCCUCCAAUCUGCGUACAACAUUGCUACACAAUAUGCCCAAGAGGCUGCUGUCGCUCGGAAAUUGGCCACAAGAAGCACCGCAUAAGCCACAAGAAGAGGCAUCACCAGAAAGAUAGGGAAGAAUCAGAAAGUGAGGGAAGCGAUGAAAUGGAAAGCAGCUCGAUAAUAUCAGAAAGGAAGUCUGGAAACACUGAAAACAAUCCUAUGCAGAGGAACAAAAUACCAAAGAAGAGGGUUACCACCUACAAUGGGGCCCAUUAGAAGAUGAACUUUUCAUGUGAGCUCAAGGUAUUUCUAUAACAGCAGUCCUUGAGACGUUACCACUGACCUAAAUAAGUAAGCAAUUUGGUAAUUGCUUUGAGAACCUUUUUAAACACAACACAAAUUGUUUUUAUAACCAUCUUUUAUCAGCUGGAAGCCCACUUAACAAUGUAUUCUUCAUAGAAUAUUCUGGAAGCAUUAUAGAUAGCUCUAUUCUGUAUGCAAAAGAUGCAGUUUUGUCCUAUGAAGGCGAAUCUAGCACGUUUAUAACAUGAUGUGAAUCAUGUAAUAUUUCACUAGUUUUUAUAUCUCAAAUAUGUUAUUAUGUAAAAAGAUGAAAAUUUGUACUAAACAAAAUAAAGAAUGUAGCCAAGGUCUAAAGCUACUGUAUUUCGUGAUAAUAUCAAGGAAAUUA
Rhopilema esculentum is the source of this 1637-nucleotide messenger RNA. Lineage: Eukaryota; Metazoa; Cnidaria; Scyphozoa; Rhizostomeae; Rhizostomatidae. The record is from RefSeq and is a predicted model, not a curated record.